AUGUCUCAACUCGCACAACCAGCAGAGCUUAUUACCUUCCGUGAGGAUCAAUUCUAUCUGAGUGUCUCCAGACAAUCAGUUAGUGUCAUUACUCCUGAAUUUACCAAUUGGAUUAAACAAACUCAUGAAAUGGCAUUGAAAUUAGUUGGUGAACAAUCAAGAAUGUAUCCAGCUACGUUUUACAAUCGUUUCGAUUCUGUGGAAGAUGUAGAUUUGGAGAAUGCUGUUUUUCUCACAGCAGAAACUGUUGAAAAAUUCAAUCUUCCUUCAAAGAGAGAAGAAUUUGAAGAAAGUAUAAAGAAAGUGAACGAAACUUGUUCGUAUUCUCUUCCUAUUCAACUUAAAACCAUUCCAAAAGGAGUUUAUUUGAAGAAACACUAUGUUGGACCUUAUAUGCAUUUAGGAAGAGUUUGGGAAGAGUUGAAGACUGAGUUGAGUGAAAAGUUUGGUGAAAUUUAUGAAGAAGCUCCAUAUCCAAGUUGGGAAGAACAUCCAAAUCAUGAAAUUUUAAUGAAAGAGGUACCUAAGGAUGAAGAAUUGAUUAGUGACUUGUUUACUAGAUUAAUUGAAAAGAAAUAAAAAUCCUUAUGUCAA
Molecule: messenger RNA, 594 nt
Organism: Naegleria gruberi
Lineage: Eukaryota; Heterolobosea; Eutetramitea; Acrasida; Naegleriidae
Exons: 1
Coding region: 1-579 (192 amino acids)
Source: RefSeq, a predicted model, not a curated record